Messenger RNA from Penicillium egyptiacum, 1104 nucleotides. The record is from the annotation of a GenBank genome assembly. Lineage: Eukaryota; Fungi; Ascomycota; Eurotiomycetes; Eurotiales; Aspergillaceae.
AUGGCCCUCCUCCGAAAUGGCCUCUUAUCCAGGGCCUCAACCUCACCUUCGACCUCCACUCUCCGCCGACCGAUAACCCCAAGAUCCCAACCCCAGGUAUUGCGCCAAGCACGCCCACAACGCCGAUACAACUCCGACUCCUCUGCAGGGAAGACAUCUGCCGAGAGAAAUACCACACCUGCACACCCGUCGCACUUGCACCAUUCAACCACGUCACCUUCACCCCAACUGCCAAACACAACCCCCGCCGCCACAGCCGCAGCCGGUGCGACGACCACACCCGUGCGAAGUCGCGGAUUCCGCGAGGUGAUAAAGGCCGGCCCGGUGGGGAAGUUCGGAAGGUGGUAUGCGCGCGUGCAGGAGCAAAAGCCGUACACGACGCAGUUCUGGAGCGCGAUCGUUAUCUACCUGUGUGGGGAUCUGAGCGCGCAGAUGCUGUUCCCUUCUGAGGUUCCUGCGCCUGCGAAAUCCGACUCGGAAGACGGCGUUGCGCGGGAGGAUGGGGCCACUGUGAGUGCUGGUUAUGAUCCGCUUAGGACGCUGCGGCAUUUGUGCGUUGGCGCUGGGUCGAGUAUUCCAUCUUAUAACUGGUAUGUUCGCUCUGUCGUGCGGGAUUUGGUUAUUUAUGUGAAUGGCUUCUAUCAGCUUGUUACUACAUGGGGGUUAUCUGUGUUCAUAUUUCUCGGGAACCAUUUCAACUAUCCGAGCAAGUUCCUCUCGAUCCUGACGAAGGUCGUUGUGCAGCAGAUGUGCUUCACUCCCGUCUUCAACACGUACUUCUUUAGCGUGCACUCUCUUCUCGCUGGUGCGACGCUGGAGGAAACAUGGGAGCGGCUGAAGAAGGCUCUUCCCGUUAGCAUUCAAAACAGCGUCAAGCUCUGGCCGGCUGUUACUGCGUUCAGCUUUAUGUACGUGCCGGCGCAGUUCCGAAAUGUUUUCUCUGGGUGUAUCGCAGUUGGCUGGCAGACCUAUUUGAGCUGGUUGAAUCAGAAGGCUGCUAAGGAGGUUGCGGCUGCUGAGGCGCUUGCUGCGGCAGAGGGGAUGGGUGUUGGUGCGUUGCAUGCUGUUUCUGGGGGAAAUAUGAUCUCUGCUGGGACUGCAUGA